UAGUUCGUAAAGAAGCCGGAAGUAGACUGAUUUGACUCACCAACUUCACGUGUUACCCGUCAAUCGCUGUUUCCGAUUCUUCUUCUGUGGCUAACGAAACAAAAUGACUUGCAAACGCAGAAACGGUGGACGAGCUAAACACGGCCGUGGUCAUGUAAACCCUGUUCGCUGUACCAAUUGUGCCCGAUGUGUACCAAAGGAUAAAGCAAUUAAGAAGUUUGUUAUCCGAAACAUUGUAGAAGCAGCUGCUGUCAGAGAUAUAACAGAAGCUAGCUUUUAUUCUGCAUACCAGCUUCCAAAAUUGUACGCCAAGUUACACUACUGUGUAUCUUGUGCUAUCCACUCUAAAGUAGUUCGUAACAGGUCUAAAGCAAACCGUCGUAUCAGAACUCCGCCAGUCCGUAAUUUCCCCAGGGAUCUGCGCCAGGGACAACAAAACAGAAAAUAAUGUAUUAUAUAAAUUUUAAAGGAAAAUAAAUAAUAAAAUUGA
Molecule: messenger RNA, 490 nt
Organism: Osmia bicornis bicornis
Lineage: Eukaryota; Metazoa; Arthropoda; Insecta; Hymenoptera; Megachilidae
Gene: RpS26
Product: 40S ribosomal protein S26
Exons: 3
Coding region: 104-448 (114 amino acids)
Biological process (GO): translation
Cellular component (GO): ribosome; cytosolic small ribosomal subunit
Molecular function (GO): mRNA binding; structural constituent of ribosome
Source: RefSeq, a predicted model, not a curated record